AUGUCAGUUGUGAUCAACUCCCUCGACACGCGCUUGGAACAGUUUAAGCUCAACGAUCAAACCAGACAUGUUGAUUUGACGAACCUCCUCAAGGAGUACGGCCAGUUACUCGACGAGUACAAAACCUUGAAAAAUGCCUACGAGAAUAGUAGCAGCAGAGGUACCACUAGCCCAGGAGCUGUACCGACGUCUACGGAAUCUGCAGCUGCAGAGCCCCGAAACCCUUACGUCCUAGUGCUUGUGGACGGCAACGGUUACAUUUUCAACGAUGAGUUGAUCAGCGAUAAAGAGGAAGGUGGUAUGCGCGCUGCUCGUAUGCUCAGUGAAGCCGUAGAAAAGUAUCUAGCUCACAGCGUCCCACAUGCCCGCCAAGCACGUGUAUUUGUUCGCAUAUACGCUGACCUAACAAACUUGUCAAAACAACUUGCAAAGUCAAAAGUGGUUGGGUUGGAAAAGCGUUCAAUUUCGUCCUUUACGGCUGGGUUUACCCGCGCGAUAAGCUUAUUUGACUACGUUGAUGCUUUGGACGAGGAGGGAACGAAGUUCAAGAUUACAGAACAAUUCAAGGUUGCUUCAGAAGACGCAGCCUGCAGUCACAUAGUGUUUGCUGGCUGCCAUGACUCGGCUUACCUAUCUCAACUCAUACCCUACAGUGGAGUACGCGAUAAGAUUACACUCGUCCAGGGCGCCGGAUGGAACUCGGAAUUUCAGCAAUUCAACUUGAAUAUCACUCAGUUUCCGACACUCUUUAGAUGGUCUGGACUUCCUGCUGUCGCACCUCCCAGCAAGGCGGCUGCACCUGCGGCGUCCAAGCACAAGGCAGCAGCACCCAAGCUGGAUCGUGUCGGAUGGGAAGAGCGAUCGGCAUACACCCAAACCGCAAAAGGCGGCCAAAAGAGUGCUUCAAAGGAAAAGCAACCCUGCACCUUCUUCCAGAAAGGCGUUUGUCGCUACGGCAACAAAUGUAACUUUCAACACAUUCCCAAAGGUUUCGACAGCAGCAACGGCGUAAACGGUAACCACCCACCCAGCGGCCAAUCAUCACAGUUCUUCUCCGUACAGUCCUCGCAAGCCCCGCCAGCAUCAUCACAAGCCUUCCAAAACCCCAACAAACGCAGCAACAUCUCGUCCGUCCUACCCACCACCGUAGUCCACGGCUUCAUCCCCAUCAACCGCUCACACAAACGCCUCGACCCUUACAUCCCCACGCCCACCCAGCAAGACUGGAAGAAGUACAACACCCUGUUCCAAGAGGCCAAACCAUGCAACACAUACCACCUCCAGGGCAUUUGUACCGCGUUCCCCUGCCCCUACGACCAUAGCCCCAUCGACCCGGAUACUAAGCGCGUCUUGGAUGGGGGUGUGGGUGUUGAUGGGUUGGAUCCGCUUGGUGGUCAUCCUGCGUGGUAG
Pyrenophora tritici-repentis Pt-1C-BFP is the source of this 1410-nucleotide messenger RNA. The record is from RefSeq and is a predicted model, not a curated record. Lineage: Eukaryota; Fungi; Ascomycota; Dothideomycetes; Pleosporales; Pleosporaceae.